Molecule: messenger RNA, 1013 nt
Organism: Meriones unguiculatus (Mongolian gerbil)
Lineage: Eukaryota; Metazoa; Chordata; Mammalia; Rodentia; Muridae
Gene: Nop16
Product: NOP16 nucleolar protein
Exons: 5
Coding region: 34-570 (178 amino acids)
Biological process (GO): ribosomal large subunit biogenesis
Cellular component (GO): nucleolus
Source: RefSeq, a predicted model, not a curated record
GGAGUUUGAGCAGUUGGUGCGGUAGUGUGCGCAAUGCCUAAGGCCAAGGGGAAGACUCGGAGGCAGAAGUAUGGUUACAACGUCAACCGAAAGCGUCUGAACCGGAAUGCUCGUCGGAAGGCAGCGCCGCGGAUCGAGUGCUCCCACAUCCGACAUGCCUGGGACCACACCAAAUCCGUGCGGCAGAACCUGGCGGAGAUGGGGUUGGCCAUGGACCCCAACAAGGCGGUUCCCCUCCGUAAGAGGAAGGUAAAGGCUAUGGAGGUCGACACGGAAGAAAGACCCAAGGACCUGGUGAGGAAGCCCUAUGUGGUAAAUGACCUGGAGGCAGAAGCCAGCCUCCCAGAAAAGAAAGGAAAUACCUUGUCUCGGGACCUCAUUGAUUAUGUUCGUUACAUGGUGGAGAGUCAUGGGGAGGACUAUAAGGCCAUGGCCCGGGAUGAAAAGAACUACUACCAAGAUACCCCAAAGCAAAUUCGGAAUAAGAUCAACGUCUACAAACGUUUUUAUCCAGCAGAAUGGCAAGCCUUCAGCGAGUCUUUGCAGAAUAAGAAGAUGGAGAUAGACUGAGUGGUGUGUAUCCUCAGACUUAGGCCUUCUGGACCAAGGAAACCAAGCCAGGCUUUAAGGCCGGGAAUGUAUAGUUUCAGGUGGUGCUGGCAAAAUCCUAUGGAAUCAGGUUUUACACACUCACUCUCGCUCUCCUUCUGGAGAAGGAACUUGUUUUGUUGUUUUUUUGGUUUUGUUUUUUUGUUUUUGAGAGAUGGUCUCUAAUAGCCCUGGCUGUUCUGUAGACCAGGCUGGCCUCCGCUCACAGGGAUCCGCCUGCCUCUGCCUCCCAAGCCCUGAGAUUAAAGGCAUGGGCCUCAAUGCCCAGAGGGGAAGGAACUCUUUCAAGUCCAUGGUUUUCGUUCUGUUGGAGCUCACAGACAGGUCUUCCUGUCCUGUGUUCAGAGGGUAUGUUUUAUUCAAAUGCAAUCUGUAUGUGAUAAAAGAGUAUUUUACCUGUGUAA